UCCGUGCGUUCGCCCGCAUCGGCAGCCAUUUUGUGUUUGCUGAAAGGUGGUAGGGAACGGGUCGGGCUCUGAAUCCGAGUUGUGUUGUGUCUCAUGUUGGAACAGACAGUGCACGGCCUAGAGCAAUAGUUGAAGAUGAGCGGUGCGAACAGUACACCCCUCGGGAGAAUGAAUCCCGCCAUUGGGGCUGGGAAAAAGCCAACUGUUACUGGAGGUUCCUCGCUCCUCAAACCCUCAUACAUGAGCACUCUGCCCAAUACAACUUCUGUUGGUUCUUCUACUGCAGCAGCAGCCGCCGCCGCCGCCGCUGCAGCUGCCGCAGCAACGGCUGCUAUAAACCAGAAUGCAGCCAAACGAGAGAGCGAGUCCAGUUAUGAUAGUGAGCGGGAGGAGAGAAAAAGAAGAAGGAAAUCACGCUGGCAGGGAGAUGAGAAGGACAAAACAUUCAUUCCAGGCAUGCCAACUGUUCUCCCCAGCAAUAUGUCCAAGGAUCAGGAGGAAGCAUAUUUACUGCAGCUGCAGAUUGAAGAAUUAAGUCGCCGUCUUCGCUCCAACGAUCUGGGCAUCUCACCUAAUCCUGAAGACAGGUUGGCACUUCUCUCCUAGUUAACUCCCGUCCAGGUGAACUGGAGCCACCCCAUUGGCUUGUGGCACCCUGUCUCCUGUUACCCCGUGGCCACACCACUGGGCCAGGGUCAGGCUGGGCAGCACCAGGUUUUACACACAGUACCUAUUAAAGUAUCCUUCAGGUCUUUCUGUCUCUUGUGUCCUAUAUAACACUUGCCAUCCCUUAGUUUAGCAUGUUAUCAUGCUCAUGGAUGGCUAUAUGAUGGGUUACCAGGGAAGGUAGGAACUUAAGUUAGUUGGAGACAUUGUCCAGGUAUGUACCUUUUUCUUCUUGAGUGGCAUGAAAUAGGUUUGAGACUAGGGUUGUAUCCACUUGAAAAUACAUUGAAUCAUGUGGUGGACAACAUGAAAGAAUUCAGUUGUCAUUCUUUGGUGACCUGUAGUUCUUCCAUUUAUAGAACAAAGAUAUUACUUGAUUCCUCAAAGUAGAGUUAAAAUAGUAUGGGUAUUAUGUGCACUAUGUCUCCCUCAGUAUAAGCCCUUCAGUCUCAAUAUCAGCAUGUACAUAACUUGCCUGAUGUUUCUAGAUGCUCUUUGUUAAUGAGAGCAACAGAUGCUACACAUUCUUUUUAUAUAUACAGAGCAUACUUUUUGUUUUGUUUUCUUUAUGAUUC
Penaeus vannamei (Pacific white shrimp) is the source of this 1241-nucleotide messenger RNA. The record is from RefSeq and is a predicted model, not a curated record. Lineage: Eukaryota; Metazoa; Arthropoda; Malacostraca; Decapoda; Penaeidae.